Messenger RNA from Knipowitschia caucasica, 1620 nucleotides. NCBI's taxonomy places the organism in Eukaryota, Metazoa, Chordata, Actinopteri, Gobiiformes, Gobiidae. The record is from the annotation of a GenBank genome assembly.
AUGGAUAAACACAACGAAAACGUUAACAUGAGCCACGGUCCGCGUCGUAGGCAGCGCAGGGCGCCACGCCCGAUCCAGCCGCAGCGUCCCACACAGCUCAUAAAUAGCACUGUGUCUAAGGACGCUCCGCAGGACGAGGCCCUCUCUCAACAUCUGCUCAGACAGAACCAAGAUCUGAAGCUACAGUUGGAAAGGGAACAGGAGAGGAACCAGGCCUCCCAGCAAGAGCUUCUCACACAAAUAGAGAACCUCAAACUGGAUGUAGAGCGGGAUCCAGGCGAGAUUUGGGCCUUCAAAUCUCGCCACCAGGCUCAGUGCGAGCACUGGAUGGAGUACAUGGAGAAUCAGCACAAGAAAGAGCUGGAAGAAAAAGAUAAAGUCAUCAGCAGUUUAGAGGAAAAGGCUGACGACGCUUUUCGUGACCAGGUGCAGGAGGCCAAGGAAGCUGUGGAGGACGAGAUACGCAAUCUGUCUGAAAGAAACCUUAAACUCGAAAUCAUGCUGGACCGUAGAGAAAAGAGAGCACAGAGACUCCUGGAUGCAAUCUCUGAGACGUCCCGACAGAAGGCCGCUCUGAGGGACCAGAUCACAGCUCUCCAACAGGAACUGCAGCAGGAGCAGCAGGAGAAGGAGUCACUGAGGAGUCAGGUGACCCAACUUCAGUCAGAUCUGAGUGAGAGAGACCAGGCCACAGUCACAGCCCAGAGACAUGUGGAGCAGUUAGAGACAGAGACGCAGAAGCUGUCAACAACACUGGACUCUCUCACAUCUGCCCUGAACCAGGAGAAGAGUCUCACCAGUGAAGCUGAGCGCAAACUGCAGGAGAAGGAGAGAGAGACGCAGAAGCUGAAGACACAAGUGUCCGCACUAAGAUCUGCCCUGGACCAGGAACAGCAGGCCACCAGAGAGGCCCAGACCUCCCAGACUGCUCUGCAGCAGCUGGUAGAGGAGCUCAAAGAGAAGCUUCAGACUGAACAGGCGCAAAUAAGGGCCUUCAAAGCACAGUGUGAGAAUGUCCAGAAUGAGCACCUCAAAGAGCUGGAGGCCAAAGAGUGUGAGAUCACUCAUCUGAAACAGCAGAAGGCUUCUGCUUUUCGUGCACAAGUGGAGGAAGCUAGAGAAGCUGUGUGGGCGGAGAUCGCAGACCUUAAAGUUGCCAACUUUGACCUCGAGGAAGAGGUGAUGAAAAGAGACGAGCAAACCCAGGCCCUCCAGGACACAAUCACCCAGAGGUCCAAAGAGGAGAAAAGUCUGAAAUAUCAGGUGACCGAGCUCAGACAGGCCCUGCACCAGGAGAAACAACAGACUGAGGUUUUGUGGAGUGAGGUGGAGGAACUAAAGAACAACCAUAUGCAAAAUACUACAGAAAGUCCUGCCUGCAACAGAGACGUCUGGGAAGUCCUCAAAGAGAAGCUUCAGCAGCUCCACCGAGAACAGCUGUGUUCAGAGAAACAGAGCCGGCUGAUCCUGGAGCAGCAGGUCCAGAAGCUGUCUGAGGACCUGACCUCCUCUCAGGACUACAACACUGCUCUGGAGCUCCAGGUUCAUGAGCUCCAAGACGAGGUCAACGGGCUUCACAAGAAGAAGAAGAGGAGGAGUAGGAGUUGGUGGUGUUUCUAA